Peronospora matthiolae is the source of this 507-nucleotide messenger RNA. NCBI's taxonomy places the organism in Eukaryota, Oomycota, Peronosporomycetes, Peronosporales, Peronosporaceae. The record is from the annotation of a GenBank genome assembly.
AUGAAUGCUUUCGCUCGCUACUUUUUAAGUGGGCGCGAUCUGCUUUGUGGACUCUUUUUCAAUGACAUUUUCUGGGUCUUUGGCACGGACGUCAUGGUCACGAUUGCCACGUCGCUCGAUGCGCUGAUCAAACUGAUCUUCCCAUGUAAGUUUGCUACUGAUACGAAGAAGCAGAAGAGCUCGAUCUUGGGCCUUGGAGACAUUGUGAUUUCCGGUAUCUCAAUGGCACUGCUGCUGCGAUUCGACGCAAACCGUGCGAAUGUAACCAGUAACGACCAGUCGUUACCCAAGCCGUUUUUCCACGUGAACAUGCUGUGCUAUGUGCUGGGUCUAGUGGCUACAGUUGCGGUCAUGUACUUCUUUGAUGCGGCACAGCCAGCACUGCUGUACCUUGUGCCGCCGGCGUGUCGGGGCUCAGCGCUGAUUACUGCAUUCGUUCGUGUCGAGUUGAAUGAGCUGCUGAGUACUCGGAGGAGGAAGAAGAGGAAGAGAAGAGCGGCAGUGUAA